AUGUCGACCUCCGCUCGCCGCCGCUUGAUGCGUGACUUCAAGCGCAUGCAAACCGACCCUCCUGCUGGUGUUUCUGCAUCUCCAGUAGCUGACAAUGUGAUGACCUGGAAUGCCGUCAUCAUCGGCCCCGCCGACACGCCCUUUGAGGAUGGCACAUUUCGCCUGGUGAUGAAUUUCGAGGAGCAAUAUCCAAACAAGCCACCAGGUGUUAAGUUCAUCAGCCAGAUGUUCCACCCCAAUGUCUAUGGAACCGGCGAGCUCUGUCUUGAUAUUCUUCAGAACCGCUGGAGUCCCACCUACGAUGUGGCCGCUAUUCUGACCAGCAUCCAGAGGCUUGUCUCCCAUUUCUGCAGUCUCCUAAACGAUCCCAACACCUCCUCUCCAGCCAACGUCGAGGCUUCGAACCUGUAUAAGGACAACCGCAAGGAAUACAUCAAGCGAGUACGUGAGACGGUUGAAAAGAGCUGGGAGGACUAA
This is a messenger RNA of Penicillium diatomitis, 477 nucleotides long. RefSeq names its product E2 ubiquitin-conjugating protein RAD6 (gene ubc2). The transcript has 4 exons. Lineage: Eukaryota; Fungi; Ascomycota; Eurotiomycetes; Eurotiales; Aspergillaceae. Gene Ontology annotation, cellular component: HULC complex. Gene Ontology annotation, biological process: protein polyubiquitination; proteasome-mediated ubiquitin-dependent protein catabolic process; DNA repair. The record is from RefSeq and is a predicted model, not a curated record. The coding region runs from base 1 to 477 and encodes 158 amino acids. Gene Ontology annotation, molecular function: ubiquitin conjugating enzyme activity.